Molecule: messenger RNA, 1120 nt
Organism: Triplophysa dalaica
Lineage: Eukaryota; Metazoa; Chordata; Actinopteri; Cypriniformes; Nemacheilidae
Product: CD276 antigen homolog
Exons: 4
Coding region: 73-618 (181 amino acids)
Biological process (GO): cellular response to lipopolysaccharide; immune response; cell surface receptor signaling pathway
Cellular component (GO): external side of plasma membrane
Source: RefSeq, a predicted model, not a curated record
GUCACUGACGUAUUGCACUUUGUGUUCGUUGGUUGAACUCUUUGCGUGGCGCGAGUUUUGAAUGUGUAAAUAAUGUUACACACAGCAUCUCAUCCUGAAACUGUAUUACACAGGCAGCACAAUUUCAACGUAUAUCGAUGCUGUUUACCUGUGCUCGUGCUGUUAAUAAACACAGCCUCACCACACUUGAUAGUUAAUGGUAUUGAAGGAGAAACCGUCAUCUUGGAGUGCGUUCACAAAAAUGUGGAAGUUGCAGAACAACAACUUGAGGUUCACUGGAGGCACAACGACAUCCACAAUGUUUAUGAUAUUAUGCACGGCAAGAUUUCUUUGAAGGAACAGCACUCAGUGUAUAAAGACAGAGUGUCUGUUGUACUUGAGAAGUGCAAAACCGGCAAUUUCUCUCUCAAACUGGAAAAUCUUCAACGAUCUGAUGAAGGAAUCUACCUCUGUUUUGUCCCGACUGUCGAUGUUUUUCAGAAUGUAGAACUGGUUGUCAAAGCAAAAUCAUUGCAACUAUACAGAGCUGGUCGGUUGAGAAGUCAAAGUACAGCCACAAGACCGGGACUGAUUCUCCGUCUAAUCCCUGUAUUUGGAUUUAUUAUGCACAUUAUUUAAAUGUGUUGUUUUACUAUACAUUUAGGACUCAUCAGUAGAGCUGUCGCGGUAACCGCUGUAUUGUACUACCGCGCUACUGACAAGCGAACCGCAGGGACAGGAACACAACCGCAGAAACCGCGGCAACCACCUUUUUUUUCAGUAUGGCAUCAGGGUAUGCUUUUCUUUUUUACACCUUUGCAUUCGGCAUUGAAUGUUUAAUAAAUCAAUGAUGAAUACAAGAGUGUUACGUGUAUCAUUGUCCCGCCAAUUGUUCGUAACGGUUGUUUUUAAAGAUGGACGCAAUGCUGGCUCUCUGGUCCCAAAACCUAAUGUAACGUCGCCAGUUUGGGAAUACUUUGGGUUUGAACCGAAUGUUAAGGGAGAGCCAGCUAAUUUAGAUGAGCCGAUAUGCAAAAUUUGCAGAAGAAAGGUGCUUGUAACACACAGCAAUACGUCGAAUUUGAGGUCUCAUUUUACAUACAACCUCCGCAUCAGCGUCCGUACCUAGGAGAGUUUGCGC